AUGAAUGCUACCUAUUAUCACAUAGACUUAUCGUUCUUUCCAUACGAACUUCACUGUGUUAAGGACGAAUCAAUAAUUGCCACGAUUUCUGCGUCCGGAAAUUCGAGGAAAGUUCAAAUCGAUUUAGAUGAAACAUUUGGCAAUCUCAUGUCUCAAGAAGAUAAAGAACGAACCAAAAAAGCCGAUGCUGGGGAUGAAAAUGAAUUUGACAAAUACGUAGAUAUGGAACAGCUUCUUCAAGAAGAAGAUGAAUACGCAGAUGCAAAUGACUAUGUUGAAAGUUACUUUGAUAACGGCGAAGGUGAUGACUUGGAUGAUGAUGGAG
This is a messenger RNA of Acaulospora colombiana, 325 nucleotides long. Lineage: Eukaryota; Fungi; Glomeromycota; Glomeromycetes; Diversisporales; Acaulosporaceae. The record is from the annotation of a GenBank genome assembly.